Molecule: messenger RNA, 1324 nt
Organism: Planococcus citri (citrus mealybug)
Lineage: Eukaryota; Metazoa; Arthropoda; Insecta; Hemiptera; Pseudococcidae
Gene: mei-W68
Product: meiotic recombination protein SPO11
Exons: 8
Coding region: 162-1214 (350 amino acids)
Biological process (GO): meiotic DNA double-strand break formation; meiotic DNA double-strand break processing; reciprocal meiotic recombination
Cellular component (GO): nuclear chromosome
Molecular function (GO): DNA binding; ATP binding; DNA topoisomerase type II (double strand cut, ATP-hydrolyzing) activity
Source: RefSeq, a predicted model, not a curated record
CGUCGAUUUGAGUAUAAAUUUCAAUUAUCAUUUUGAAAUCUUCUCAAAAAUCUGAUAUACUACAUCGAUAUAAUAUUCUGACAUUGUAAAUCGAAAUAUCGAUAAUUCCAUUCAUUUUCUAACGGCGUGUAAGAACAGUUGCUUUUCACACAAGACUCAACAUGAACACGAAUAAAAAAAAUGACAUUCUGCGAUCAAUCGAAGAUCUAAUUAAACGUAUAAUACAAUCGGACCCUCCAACUAUUGAAUUACACGACUGGAGAAAAACAAAUCUGCGGUUUACCGAUAGAUUAACUACGACAUCUAGUACAGAUUCCAAUGUCAGAUAUAUCAAGUUUCAUCGUAAGCAGAGUCGAAUGUUAUUUACCUCUGUUGUUCAUUUAUUGACGAAAAUUUACCAUAUGCUUAGAACUGACGCUUGGUACACUAAACGGGAAAUAUAUUACGAUGAAAUUGAUAUAAUGGUCAAUCAACGGAUGGUCGAUUCUUCGUUGUUGAUUAUUUGCUAUUUAUUGAAAUGUCCGCCGUGGGAAUUGAAUAUCAUGAGUUCAACGAAAGGUUUAGUCGCUGGUCCUUUGUGUAUGAAAACCGGAGAAGAUGAAAUAAUCACUUGCAUGUCACCUGGAGGUACUAUAAUCCCGCAUCGUAUCAGUUCAAGGAGCACAGAACUCAGAACACAAGCUAAAUGUGUUCUGAUCGUUGAAAAAGACGCUACGUUUCAGAGAUUACUCAGUGAAAAGUUUCUGGAAAAGAUGCCAAUGUUUAUUUUAGUUACGGGUAAAGGAUACCCAGACAUAUAUACUCGCAUUUUGGUCAAAAAACUGAACGAGAAUCUUCAUUUGCCAAUUUUAGCUUUACUCGACGCCGACUACGAUGGUAUUUAUAUCAUGUGCGUUUACAGAUUUGGAUCAGCUAAAAUGAGUUCUUUCGCUGAUAAGUUAGCUACGCCGAAUAUAAGAUGGCUAGGAAUACAUCCGUCUGAUUUGGAAUCAUAUGCGGUUGAAACGCUUACAUUAGAAGAACACGAAAAAAACAAAUUGAGAAGUUUAGCCAAGAAAGAAUGGGUAGUACAGAACAAGGAAUUGUUGAAACAGGUAAACAUUUUACUAAAUUUGGGACAGAAAGCUGAGAUAGAAGCGAUUUAUAAAACAUCGCGCGAAUUUAACAUCUUUGAUUACAUUGGUGAUAAGAUAAAGAAAGAUGAGUUAUAUUGAAAGUAAUUAGUUCGAAGCUUUUGUAUUCUCAUUCUCAUUGUAUUCAUAAUUAGAUAGGAUCGGGUAGGUCUUAAGUACUUAAAUCGUUUUGUAAAAUUAUCCCCUUGUCA